Messenger RNA from Galdieria sulphuraria, 1207 nucleotides. RefSeq names its product mitochondrial alternative oxidase. Gene Ontology annotation, cellular component: mitochondrion. The transcript has 4 exons. The record is from RefSeq and is a predicted model, not a curated record. Lineage: Eukaryota; Rhodophyta; Bangiophyceae; Galdieriales; Galdieriaceae. Bases 24 to 1091 code for a protein of 355 amino acids. Gene Ontology annotation, biological process: alternative respiration. Gene Ontology annotation, molecular function: alternative oxidase activity.
AUCAUUUUAUUCAUUUUUUGGUUAUGUGCACGAUGAUCACAAAAGCACUCAGUUGGAAUAGAAUAUUGAGUAACUAUUCCAAACAUUUGCUCCAAGUAACUUUAAAAGAUGGUAGAAUACCAGCAAAUAGUGUUGUGCUUACAAAUACGAAUUGGUUGUAUACCCAUGCAAGUCUGUCUUCCAUGACCAAUGUUGCUCGCAAGUUGUCAUACAACAAACCACUACAUACUACUGCUUACUAUUGGCAACAACAACAAGAGAUUCCAUCUUCUUCAAAGUCAGAACAGAUUACGCCAUACCAUCCCGUAUCAGAAAAUUUGGAUAAGAGUACUGAAGACUAUCCUUGGAAGUGGAGAAGCUUUCUUCCAGAACAUACUUACAAACCUAAUUUAAAAGUCGACUUGACGAGACAUCAUGACCCAAUAGACUUUCGAGACAAAGUAGCUCAAAAAGUUGUCAAAUUUUUGAGAGUGUUUGCUGAUGCCUUUUUCAGAAAGAGAUAUGGACAUCGUGCUGUAGUAUUAGAAACUGUAGCUGCUGUUCCUGGAAUGGUUGGAGGAAUGUUGCAACACUUGCAAUCGUUGAGAAGAUUCAAACCUUCUGGAGGCUGGAUAAGAGUGUUGUUAGAAGAAGCUGAAAAUGAAAGAAUGCAUUUGAUGACCUUUAUGGCCAUUGCCAAACCAACGAUUCUAGAAAGAGCCUUGGUUUUAUUGACUCAAGGUGGUUUCUUUGCAUUUUAUGCGUUCAUCUACAUACUUUCUCCCAAAACAGCUCAUCGUAUUGUUGGAUAUUUGGAAGAAGAAGCUAUCAUAUCAUAUACUCAAUACUUGCAAGAGAUUGAUAAAGGAACUCAUGCCAAUAUACCUGCUCCAGAAAUAGCUAUCGAUUAUUGGCAAAUGGAUAAAGGUGCUAGGCUUCGAGAUGUGGUAUUGGCAGUAAGAGCUGAUGAGGCACAUCAUCGUGAUGUCAAUCAUCUUAAAGCCAAUUUGUUGUAUAAAAAGAGAUAUUCGGAACCAGCUCCUGUACAAGCUUUGAGACAUGGAGAUGUGAAUCCAGAAGAAGCAUUUCGAGAAGAAAAUAGGUCUACCUAAGAUGGAUUGGAAUCAUAGUCAUGCGUGUCUUUGUAUAGAGAAGUUGAUAUGUAUCGUAAUAUCUCAUUUUGGAAUAGUAUCGAGUAUGUGUGAAAGAUAAAAAAGUAGUUGUUGAU